Molecule: messenger RNA, 2239 nt
Organism: Moneuplotes crassus
Lineage: Eukaryota; Ciliophora; Spirotrichea; Euplotida; Euplotidae
Source: the annotation of a GenBank genome assembly
AGAAACAUGAGUUUUCAGUACAAGCAUAUCCCAUACUCUCUUGAUGUAGGCAGGGAAGUCGAGUAUGUGCCAGACCUCAUGGCUAUUACUGAUCAUGUGGAUAAGCAGUACUCCUUCAUGAUGUUACCAUUGGUCAAGAAGGGUUUGUAUAGGACAGAGAAAAGUGUAUCCAAAAAUCCUCUGAGAUUAUCCAGGACUUAUGCCUGCCAUGGAUCCGAGAAUAAUAGAGAAAAUCACAUGAAGAGAGUCAAUAAAUUCGCAGUCAUCAAACCCUCUAUUGACCUUGAAUCUCCCAUAGAUCAUAUCAGAGAGCGAGCUGAGUAUUGCUUAAUGGAGGAAAUUGAAUUUGCUGAAUAUCUUAAGAUUGGCACUAUUGUUUUUGAUCUUCCUAUACAUCAAAUAGAAAAGUAUGAUAUCCCUGAGGAAGAUAAACAACAACGCUCUAUCACUAAAUAAAACUGAGCCUGCUAGUAUUGAGGGUGAAGUUAUUUUCCCGCAUAAUUUUUGCAGGAUCUUGAACGGCUACAAAAUUCUCCAAGAUAUUGGAGCCUGUGUAAUCAGAGUCCCAUACUAUGUCAAGCGAUUGGCAGCUAAUUCCAACAAUGAGGAAGAGGAUAUCAACUUAUCAUGGGCUUUCUUUCAAAAACUGAAAAAGAUAUUAAAAUAUUCCCCUCUAAUCAACCUUGCUCUUGAUAUCACUAGAGAUUUAGGGACACUAGAGUCAGCAGAUAGAUGGUUUAGUGAGAACCUCAAGUUUAUCUCGAUUUCUAAUAGCUUGUUCAUGAAGAAUAAUAAGAAUCAGCCAGUCCUUUCAAAAAGUCACCAGCUAAUUAUAAAAACACUGAUGAGGUUUAAGAUUGCUAUUGUGCUCAAAGGGAAUCGAUUCUCAUGUAGAGAAAUGGCCCAGUAUGCUGUCAACUUCAGAUGUGACUGAGUAGGAGGAGGAGAGACCCUCCUUAGCGCUUGAUUUUGCUACGAUAGGCCAUUCAACUCCUACCUCUACUACCUCUUCAAGUCCCAUAUAGCAUUUAGAGACGAAGAAGAGAAAAAGGAUUCAAAUUAUUGGAAUUUCUUACAGACUCCUUUACAACCGUUGAUGGAUAACCUGAGUUCGGGAACUUAUGAAAUUUUCGAAAAUGACAGGAUUAAGUACAAACUGUAUGAAAAAGCAAUCCAGGCAGCUCUCGUCCACUUCAGAUUAAAUGGCUGUUUUAACCAGGCACUAAACACUGGAGAAUAUCCUACCAUUGAUCAAGUGAAUUUUUAUGAACAAAUUCUCCUUGAAAGCAGCAAUAAGACCAAACAUGAUGCUGAUGAUUCUAUGACUGGAGUUGAGCCUGUAGAGGUGAUGGUCUUUGGAGCAGGCAGAGGACCAUUGAUCAUUAGGGCCCUCCAGGCUUCCGAACGCUGAGGAGUGCCCAUUCAUGUAACAGCUGUUGAUAAGAACAGAUAUGCAAUUAUUGAGAUCAAGAAAUUGAUAGAGAAGAACGGAAUUGAAGACAAGGUUGACCUUCUACAUGGAGAUAUGAGAGAGAUUGAGCUGGAGAAGAAGGCUGAUAUUGUCGUCAGUGAGCUUCUUGGUUCAUUUGGAGAUAAUGAACUCAGUCCUGAAUGCCUUUUCCCAAUUCAAAAGCAUAUGAAAAAGACAGGGAUUUCUAUCCCUUGUUAUUAUAGAUCUAAUAUUGCUCCAAUUUCAACACAGUUACUUUGGAAUGAAGCUAAAAGUAACCCUGAUAGCGGAUAUACUGAUCCUUAUAUGAACCAAGUAAUUGAUCCUUUCUCAGUUGGUUAUGUGGUAAAUCUUCAUAACAAGUACUAUCCUUGAGAGACAGUUCAAAAUUGCUUCGAUUUUACCCAUCCAACUCCAAGAUUAAUCAAGAACCAAUAUAAAAAGCUAGAUUUCAUUUGAAGAUCAAAUGCAAUGAUACAUGGCUUUGCUGGAUUUUUUGAGUGUCAGCUUUAUGGAGAUAUCUGGAUGAGUACUAAUCCAAACACUCAUACUCCAACUAUGAGAUCUUGGUAUCCAAUAUAUUUCCCCAUAAACACACCUAUUAUUGCCAAGAAAGACUCAACUAUCACCGUGAAGAUCUGGAGAUUGACUAAGAGUGGUAAAGUGUGGUAUGAAUGGGCCAUGGAGUUUGACCCCCUGGACAACCCUGAGUUUACUUUUGAGACUGAAGUCCACAAUGUUAAUGGAGCCCACUACUGGAUAGGUUCAACAAUAUAAAUUCAAUACUGU